Fraxinus pennsylvanica is the source of this 444-nucleotide messenger RNA. The record is from the annotation of a GenBank genome assembly. Lineage: Eukaryota; Viridiplantae; Streptophyta; Magnoliopsida; Lamiales; Oleaceae.
AUGGAGAAAGAGUACGAGCCGCUCCCCUUAAACCCCUCUCUUUUUUCAGUUUAUUUUGCAAAUGGCAUUCUGCAACAAAGUUGGAACCGUGUGUCAAUGAUUAAUGCCAUUCGCUGCAUGUCUACAAAGCUUUUUAUUGGCGGGCUUUCUUAUGGAACUGACGACCAAUCCCUAAGGGAUGCAUUUUCUAGCUUUGGUGAUGUUGUCGAAGCUAGAGUCAUUACGGACCGAGACACCGGAAGGUCAAGAGGAUUCGGGUUUGUGAACUACUCAACUGAAGAAUGUGCUAAUUCAGCACUAUCGGCCAUGGAUGGGCAGGAACUGAAUGGAAGGAAUAUCCGAGUUAGUUACGCCAAUGAGAGACAACCUCGCAAUAACUUCGGUGGUAAUCCUGGAGGAGGUUUCCGUGGUGGCUUUGGUGAUGGGGCAAAUGAUGGAUAUUGA